Molecule: messenger RNA, 6360 nt
Organism: Eimeria necatrix
Lineage: Eukaryota; Apicomplexa; Conoidasida; Eucoccidiorida; Eimeriidae
Exons: 1
Coding region: 1-6360 (2119 amino acids)
Source: RefSeq, a predicted model, not a curated record
AUGGCGGCUUCACCGCGGGGCCGUGGCCCUCGCUCUUGUCGUUCCCGAGCAGCAGCAGCAGCAGCAGCAGCUACUGCAGCAGCAGCAGCAGCAGCUGCGCGCGGCCUGCGGACGCCGCUGCUGCUGCUGCUGCUGCUGCUGCUCGCCGCUGCUGCUGCAGCACAAGAGCCCUACUUGGCAGCAACUGGGGGCAGCUGGGCCCCCUCUUCAGCUUCUUCCAGCCUUUCUUACAGUCCUGCUGCUGCUGCUUUUGCUGCUGCUCCUUCAGCUUAUUUUUCUCCCUCUUUUUCUUUUUCUGCUUUUUCUUCUUACACCAACACAGCCCCAGCCACCACCCACUACGAGGGGGCCCCCCUGGGGGCCUCCAUGGGGGCCCCCUCCUCUUCGGGGGCCCCCACAGGCUCCUCGGGGGCCCCCCUGGGGGCCCCCACAGGCUCCUCGGGGGCCCCCCUGGGGGCCCCCACAGGCUCCUCGGGGGCCCCCCUGGGGGCCCCCCUGGGGGCCCCCCUGACUUCUUCGCCCCUCAGCUUCUUCAGCACUGGCUCGGAGACUCGAACUCCUGCUGCUGUUGAUUUGUCUCCCGUGUCAGUGUCUGGGGCCUACAGCCCUGCUGCUGCUGCUGCAGCAGCUCCUGCUGCUGCUGCAGCAGCUCCUGCUGCUGCUGCUCCCGUCUCCACUGCUGCUGCUCUUUACCCCUUCUCCUCAGCUGUCUCCUCGUACACUGCAGCAGCAGCGACUCCGCUGUCCACGAGCCCGCUGCAGUACAUGGGGCUGCCCCUCAGCUACGACAGCAGCAGCAGCAGCAGCAGCAGCAGCAGCAGCAGCAGCAGCAGCUUGAGCUCCAGCUACCCUGUCUACACUCCUCCAGCUGCAGCAGCUGCUGCCACUUACCUCCCCAGCUCUUACACUCCAGUGUCUCCUGUCUAUUACGGCAUGACCCCUAGCUACAGCAGCAGCAGCAGCAGCAGCAGCAGCAGCAGCAGCGGCAGCAGCAGCAGCUACUAUGGGUCUCCUUUUUCUAGUAUGAUGCCGGGGCUGUACUUGUCUUCCUCAGCAGUUCCCAUAACAAUGCCUGCAGCAGCAGCAGCAACAGUGCCAGCAGCAACAACAGCAGCAGCAGCAACACCAGCAACAACAGCAGCAGCAACAGCAGCAGCAACAGCAGCUGCAACAGCAACGGAAGCAGCAGCACCAGCAGCAACGCCAUCACCGGCUUCUACUUCUUCUGGAGAGACAAGCAGCCAGUCUGCUGCUGCCUCCACACAAGAGCAGCAGCAGCAGCAGCAAACUGAGAUGGCCUCUGCAACUCCAGCAGCAGCAGCAGCAGCAGCAGCAGCAGAAACAGCAGCAACGGAAGCAUUGGUAGAAACGGCAGCAAUGAACUUGCCCGCUGCAGUCUUGGCGGAGCUCACUGAAACUAUACAGAUGAGAGAAGAGCAGCAGCAGCAGCAGCAGCAGCAGCAGCAGCAGCAGCAGCAGCAGCAGCAGCAGCAGCAACAGGCGACGUCCCUUUCGAUGCUUCCUGAGGCCAUGGCAGCACUAGCUUCAGCGGCCCCACAGGAGUCGCACACUGCAGCAGCAGCAGCAGCCGCAGCAGCAGCAGCAGCUGAAGCAGCAACAGCUGCAGCAGAAGCUGCGAAAGCAGCAGCAGCAGCAGAAGCAGAAGCCAUUGCAAAAGCUGCUGCUGCAAUGGCAGCACUGCAGCAGGCGCUGCAGAGCCCCUCUUCUCCCGCUCUAGCAGAGACGGCAGCAGCAGAAGCAGCAGCAGCAGAAGCAGCAGCAGCAGAAGCAGCAGCAGCAGAAGCAGCAGCGGCGGAAGCCUCUGCAGCAGAAGCUGCAGCAGCAGCAGCAGAGACAGCAGCAGAAACAGCAGCAGUUGAGACAGCAGCUGCAGAAACAGCAGCAGCAGCAGCAACAGACGCAGUGCUGGUUAUAGCUUCAGAAGCAGCAGAACAGCAGCAGGAAGCAGCAGCAGCAGCAGAAGCUGCUGCUGCUCUUUCGCGAGAAGAGACAGCAGCAACUGAAGCAGUAGCAGCAGCAGUUCAGCAGGUGGUCAUGGAGAGAGUUCCAGAAGAACCUGCAGCAGCAGUUGCAGCAGCAGCAGCAGCAGCAGCAGCAGCAGCAGAGACUUCUCAAGGCACACAAACAAACACAGAGAUGGAGACACAAAACGCAGAAACGGAAGCAGCCAUGGCAACUGAGCAGCAGCAGCAGCAGCAGCAGCAGCAACAGGAGCAGCAACAGCAGCAGCAACAGACUGAGCAGGAGCAGCAGCAGCAGCAACAGGAGCAGCAGCAGCAGCCUGAGCAGCAGCAGCAGCAGCCUGAGCAGCAGCAGCAGCCUGCAGAGCAGCAGCAGCAGCAGGAAUAUCAGCCUCAGCAGGAGCAGCUACAGCAGCCGGAGCAGCAGCAGCCUGAGCAGCAGCAGCCCCAACAGCAGCGGCCUGAGCAGCAGCAAGAGCAGCAGCAGCAGCAGCAGCAGCAGCAAGAAACAAUUGAACACCCACCGCUAUCUGCGGCAGUUGAGGCAGUGAUCGCAGCAGCAGCAGAAACAGCAGCAGCAGCAGCACAGCCAGCAGCACCUGCCGAAGAAGCAGCUGAAGCAAUGGCAGCAGUGGCAGCAGCAGCAGCAGCAACUGAACCAGCAGCAGCAGCAACACAAGCAGAAGCAGCUGAAGCAGAUAUGCAAUCCGCCGCAGCAGCAGCAGCAGCAGCAGUCCCUGAGACUGUUAAUGAGCUUAUGUCUCACCUACAGGCCCAAGAAGACGCAGAGUCUCACGAGCAGCAGCAGCAGCAGCAGCAGCAGCAGCAGCAGCAGCAAGAGCAGCAGCAGCAGCAGCAGCAGCAUGCGCCAGAUAUGGAGGCUGCCUAUGAGGCCACGGGGGCCCUGCCAAGUAUGCCUGUCCCUGAGCAAGCAGCAGGAGCAACAGCAGCAGCAGCAGCAGCAGCAGCAGCAGCAGAUGCAUCCCCUUCUUCUCUCUCUGCUGUUCUCGAUGAGGCAGUGGAAUUUGCAGCAGCAGCAGCAGCAGCAGCAGAGCCGUCUACUGCAGCAGCAGAAGAGGAGGAAGCAGCAGCAGCAGCAGCAGCAGAAAAUGGGCUGCUGCCUUCUGUAGAUUCAGAGGAGCCGUCGCUGCUGCCGGCCAUCAAUGAACUGCUGGAAUUCCAGAGAGGAACAGCAGCAGCAGCAGCAGCAGCAGCAGCAGAAGCAGCAGCAGCAGCAGCACCCGAGGCUGCACCAGCAGCAGCAGCAACACCAACAUCAACAGCUGAGCAGCUGCUGCUGCUGCUGCACCCCAGCCAGCCAAACGAAGAGGCGCACAUGGAAGCCCUCUACGAAGGCCUAGUGGCAGAAGCUGAAAGCCAGCAGCAGCAGCAGCAGCAGCAGCAGCAGCAGCAGCAGCAGCAGCAGCAGCAGCAGCAGCACGAGCAGCAGCCGCAGCAGCAGCAGCAAGAGCUGCAGCGCGGCGCACAGCAACCAGAGCAAACCCAAGAGACACAUGAGGAGUACAACCAGCAGACAUACAGCCCCCAGGAGCAGCAGCAGCAGCAGCAGCAGCAGCAGCAGCAGCAGCAGCAGCAGCAGCAGCAGCAGCAGCAUGAGAUCAUCAGUCGCUUGCUCGGCAGCGACGUGAGUGCUGCUGCUCUUGCAGAGUCUCUUAAUAGGCUGGCUGAGACUCUGGGCCUCACAACAGCCCCGUGGGUUCCUGCUGCAGCACCUGCUGCUGCUGCUGCUCCUGCUGCUGCUGCUACAUCUGCUGCAGCAGCAGCAACUCCAGCUGCUGCUGCUACUACUGCUGGCGCUUACCAGCAGCAGGCUCUCCAAGCUGCAGCAGAGCAGCAGCAAGAAGACACAGCGCCUGCCUUGCAGUACCACGAGGCAGAAGAACAGCAACAGCAGCAGCAGCAGCAGCAGCAGCAGCAGCUGCUGCAGCAGCAGUACUCCGUUGUCGCUGAAGAGGAGCAGCAGGCAUAUGUUGUUGUCACUGAGGAGCCGCAGCAGCAGCAACAGCAGCAGCCGGAGCUGCAGCAGCAGUAUGCCGUGGUCAAUGAACUAGAGCAGCAGCAGCAGCAGCAGCAAACAAAGCCUCAGCAGCAGUACGUAGAAGUGACUAAGGAAGAAGAGCAGCAGCAGCAGCAGCAGCUGGAGCUGCAGCAGCAGUAUGUCUUGGUCACUGAAGAAGAGCAGCAGCAGCAGCAGCAGCACUACGUGCUAGUGCAGCAGCAGCCGCAGCAGCACCAGUAUCUCGUUGCUGAAGAGCAGCAAGAAGAGCAGCAGCAGCCGCAGCUGCAGCAGCAGUAUCUGGAAGCUGAGGAGCAGCAGCAGCAGCCGCAGCAGUAUGUAGUAAUGACUGAGGGGGAGGAGGAGCAGCAGCAGCAGCAGCUGCUGCAGCAGCAAUAUGCCGUUGCUGAAGAGCAGCAGCAAGAAGAGCAGCAGCAGCAAUAUGCCGCUGCCGAAGAGCAGCAGCAGCAGCAGCCGGAGCUGCAGCAGCAAUAUGCCGUUGCCAAAGAGCAGCAGCAGCAGCCGGAGAUGCAGCAGCAAUAUGCCGUUGCUGAAGUGCAGCAGCAGCAGCCAGAGCAGCAGCAGCACUAUGCCGUUGCUGAGGAGCAGCAGCAAGAAGAGCAGCAGCAGCAGCAGCAACCAGAGCUCGAGCAGCAGUAUCUUGUAGCUGCAGAGCAGCAGCCCCAGCAGCAGCAGCAGCAGCAGCCGCAGCAGCCGCAGCAGCAGAUUGCAGCUCAUGAAGAACAGCAGCAGCAGCCGGAGCAGCAGCAGCUUCUAUCAGAGCAAUAUGUUGCUGAGGAAGAGCAGCAGCAGCAGCAGCAGCAGCAGCAGCCGCAGCAGCAGCCGCAGCAGCAGCAGCAGCAGCCGCAGCAGCAGCAGCCGCAGCAGCAGCAAUACAAUGAGGUGCUGGUGGAGGCCAGUCCUGAGGACUCUGUGGGAGUUGUGCCGGCAGAAGUGCAGCAGCAGCUGCUGCAGCAGCAUGUAGAGCAGCAGCAGUUGCUGCUGAUGCAGCACGAGGAGGUGCAGCAGUAUGCCCAUGAGCCGCAGCAGCAGCAGCAGGAGCAGCAGCAGCAGCAGCAGCAACAUGAACAGCAGCAGAAGGAGCACCAGCACGAACAAGAGCAGCAGCACCGCCACGAGCAAGGCCGUGUGCACAUCUUCUAUCAACCUCAGCAGCAGCAGCAGCAGCCGCAGCAGCAGCAGCAGCAGCCGCAGCAGCAGCAGCAGCAGCAGCAGCUCUACAGUGAGUACGAAAGUACUGCUGCGUCCCCCCAAGACCAGGUUUACUCUGCAUACGGAGAAGAGGAGGAGCAUCAGCAGCAGCAGCAGCAGCAGCAGCAGCAGCAGCAGCAGCAGUCAUCGCAGCUGCUGAGGCAGCAAAUGAUGCGGCAGCAGCUGCAGCAAAUGAAGCAAGAAGUUGUGCUGCAGGAGAGAAUUACAGGCAUAAUUGACGUGCCAGACAUAGCGGAAUACUCGCAGCAGCAGCAGCAGCAGCAGCAGCAGCAGCAGCAGCAGCAGCAAGAACAGCCGCCGCAGCAGCACGAACAGCAGCCAGAGCCGCAUCCGCAGCAGCCGCAGGAGCCAGCAGCGCAGCAGCAGCAGCAGCAGCAGCAGCAGCAGCAGCAGCAGCAGCAGCAGCAGCAAGAACUGGAAGCAGAGAAGCAGCAAGAACUCACAAGACAAGAAGCAGCAGGUGAGGGGAAACCCCCUGUGCGGCUGCUGCAGCAAAGAGAGAGCAGGAGGCGCCACCGGGGAAUGGGGCGAGGGGGGCAGGUGUUUGCUGCUGCAGCAGACAGCAGCAGCAGCAGCAGCAGCAGCAGCAGCAGCAGCUAUAGCGCUGCGCCAGUCCCUUCUCGUGCGCGUCGCAGGGCCUACUACAGAAGAGAAUGGGACGGGAGUGGCAGCAGCAGCAGCAGCAGCAGCAGCAACAUCAGCAGCAACAUCAGCCGCAACAACCGAAGCAGCAGCAGCAGCCGCAGAAGCAAUGAACUAAGGAGACACGGCAGCAGCAGCAGCAGCAGCACGGACGUCGAAGUAGAAGAAUUUGACUUCGAGGAAGAAGAAGAAGAGCCUCCCAGCAGCAGCAGCAGCAGGAGCAGCAGCAGCAGGAGCAGCAGCAGCAGCAGCAGCAGCAGCAGCAGACCAAUAGUGGCAACCAACACACCACGCAGCGUGAUUAGGACAGGUGCAGCACCAACAGCAGCAGCACCAUCACGAACAGCAGCAGAGAGUGCAGCAGCAACCCCACAUAUUCAAUACGACAGCAGCAGCAGCAGCAGCAGCAGCAGCAGCAGAGGCAGCAGCAGCAGAUUCCGCGCAGCAGAAGAUGAAUGGGAGGAUGAGGGCGAGUGGGAAGAAUAA